Spea bombifrons (plains spadefoot toad) is the source of this 6751-nucleotide messenger RNA. RefSeq names its product EH domain-binding protein 1-like protein 1. The record is from RefSeq and is a predicted model, not a curated record. NCBI's taxonomy places the organism in Eukaryota, Metazoa, Chordata, Amphibia, Anura, Pelobatidae. Gene Ontology annotation, molecular function: protein binding. The transcript is spliced from 20 exons. The coding region runs from base 558 to 6464 and encodes 1968 amino acids.
GUGGCUUGACUCAUGCACAUACACAAACACCACUUGAAUUCAUACACAUCUAGUCACACCCUCUCUCCUCCCUCUGCCUUGACAGAAGUUUUACUUCUGUAAAAGCAAAGGGGAACAGACCACAUCGCACAAAGUACGAUAGAGAAAGAGGACUCGCAUCGAGACAGAGGUCUAAGAAAAAGAAAGCCGAAUUAGGAAAGAGACAGCUAGUUAUUAAAACAAAUACAGAAGUGACUAGAGGGGAAAGCUGAGUGAAGUAGCCCAGAGGUUCAGUCUGCGAAAUUAAAAUAUAGCCAGAUUGCAAAAUAUAUACAAAUUGGAAGAAAGAGUGAGAGAGCAUCAGCCAGGAAUAAAUUAGACUGCCAGGCAGUGACAGUUUGCAUGACUGUAUAGAAUGACAUGCAAACACAGAAAUAGUGAGACAGCCUGAGUAGACAUACAGGAAGGGAGAGGCAAGGAGAAAGCGCAAGACUGAGUAACCAGUCUGGACUGAGAGCGUUUCGUGUUGUCCCAUAAUCAUGCUGGAUUGUACAAGAGAAAUUCACUGAGAGACAGCCAUGACUUCGGUAUGGAAGAGACUGCAACGUACUGGAAAGAGAGCGUCCCGCUUUCAAUUCGUGGCCUCUUACCAGGAACUGAUAUUAGAGUGCACCCAGAAAUGGCAGCCAGAUAAGGUGGUGGUUGUAUGGACUCGGAGGAACAGAAGAGUUUCUUCCAAGGCUCACAGCUGGCAACCUGGUAUUAGGGACCCAUUCCGCGGAACUGUUGUUUGGGCUGUUCCUGAAAAUGUGGACAUCACAGCAACACUAUACAGAGAUCCGCACUCUGAUCACUUUGAAGAGAAGGAAUGGACAUUCCAGAUUGAAGGGGAAUCACGUGGACACAAAAAACUUCUGGCAGUUGGCCCUAUUGACCUGCGAAAGUUUGCAGCAAUAUCUUCUGCCCCACGGGAAGUGAAGCUCACACUGUCACCACGAUCUGUCAAGGUUGUGUCUGCCAUAUUGACUGUUACGAUUGCUUGCACCCUGUUGCGUGAAGGCAAAGCUACUGAUGAUGACAUGCAAAGUGUAGCCAGUCUCCUGAGUCUGAAGCCUUCAGAUAUCGCUGACUUAGAAGACUUCAAUGAAGAGGAAGAAGAGGACAAACGUCGAUCAAGUCGUAAUUCUAUAGGGCCUCGAGGCUAUCACACAAGCAUUUGCACUGAUUAUUUUUCAGAUCCCUUGAGGGAAUUGAAAACUCUAGCUGAGGAAGAGGAUGAGGUUCCCAGCACAAAAGAUACCCAAAGGAAGGCUUCUGCUACUCUUCAGGGUAAUACUGUAACAGGAUAUUCACGUUCAAACCCAGGAAGAGGACAAGACAUAAAGCCCUAUCUGGAACAAAAGACCUCUAAUAAAAACAGUAGGACAGAUCUGUCAAGCAGACCUUUAGAAGCACCAACAGGAGGUGGACAGAACCCAAACUACGAUGACAGAUCUAACGAGGUAUGGAAGACCCAGGAGGUCAAUUCUUGCAAUAUGCCACAUCUCAAAGUGACCCCCACAAAGCAACCUGGGGAAGCAAAUCAGCAUAUGCGGAAAGAGAAUGGGAAGGGUGUAGUAGAAGUGAAAUGUUUGUCAGAUAUAGCUCAGAUUCCUGAGGUUACAUUGAGUGUGAACAAAGAUCCAAUGAAAGAGGUUGUGAAACAAGAAAAAGACGAUGGACAAGUUAAUGAGAAGGCUAAGGAGAAAAUCAGAGAUAGAGUACAUGAUGCAAAUAUCAAAGGGGAAAAACCUCCUGAAACUGUUCAGGUUCCAGAGAUUAAAGUAAGAAGAAAGCAAAUACUAAAAACAGAAGGAGUUCGAGAAACGAAUCUCUGUGAAGCUGUAGAAUUUCAAGAGAUGACUCAUCAGGCAUCAGAAAUAGUAAAAAAUACUGAGAGAAUGGUAAAACCAGACAUAGCUCAAGAGACAGCACCAAUAGCAUUAGACUGCACACACAUAAUGCCCAUAUCUGCUAAAAGUGAGCCAGACACAAAUAUUGCCAAAGAGAUAGCUACACAAAACAAUGAUUCAAAGGGCAUUUUAGAGAUUGCAGAAUUGCAAGGGGUAGCAUCAAAGUCUGCUAAUGAACAAGAAAUAGAGACUUUGUAUGGGAGUGCUCACAUAGGAUUUGUACAAGACCAGAAAACUGUUGCACAAGAAAACAUAAACAGUAUGACUGAGGAAGUAACAGAGAGUGGAGGUGGGGAAAGCCACAUCUUUGAAACAUUAUCAGAGAAGACAAAUUUAGGUGUACACGAAAAAGUGGACGAACAUGAGGAGAGAGAAAAAACAUGUAAGACACAGGCAUCAUUUAUAGAGAAUGAAAGAGAGAAAAUGCUAAAAUUAACCGAACAAAUGAUAAAUGAAGGGGAAACCAAAAGAGAUGAGACAAUUCAGGAGAAAGGAACCCCAAAUAAUAAUGAUACAGCAAAUGAGCAUAAGGCUGCAGUCGAGAAUGUUCUUAAGGUGGGAGAUAUGUUGGAAUUUUGUAAUGUAAGGAAGAUGGAUGGAAAAGAGGACAUAGGGCCAUUAGAAAUUUCAAGCAAUGAACAAGUGAUGGGACAUGUAACUGAGACAGUGCAGUGCCCUGAUCUUGUCAUUGAUAAAAUGGUGGAAACACCAUUUCUCAAAGAAAGGAAAACAGAAAAUACAGAUAGUGCUGCAGCAGAAAGGGAUGCAAAGAUAGGGCUGGAUCAUGACCAGACCAUAGAGGAACUCACAGCUCACAAGGUUUUAGAGAGCAGACAAGAGACAGAGAGUGCAGCCAAACCUGCAUCUCCAAAAAUGGAUGCGCAGGAAAUAAAGAGUAUGGAAGAAAUGGUUACCAUUGAACCACGUAGAGAGAAAGAGACAUCUUUCAGAAUUGAAGAAACAGCUAAGAGUGUUCAGGACACAGAGAGUGUAUCUGAAAAUCAAUCCUCUGCAGACAUGAGCAUGCAAGAAGCAACCAUGGUGGAGAACAAAACUGAAGAAAAUCAAGAGCAAGAGAAUGCAUUUUUGGACAAAAUGACAAUUCUGGAGGAAGUGGGAAUAUCAGAAGCAGCUCGGAAUACUAAGUCUGUAGAGAGUACAUCUGAAAUUAGACCUUCUUUAGCUUGGGGUAUACAGAAAAUGAUGGCUGGAAAGGAUAACACAGAAGACAAAUGUGAGCAGGGCACUGAAUCUAAAAAAAACCCUAAAGAGCAGGAAUUAGUGAAAACUACAGAAAUAGCAGAGAUUCUACAUGUGACAGGGCUUGAAUCAUCAAUAGAAGUUAGAGUAAAGAAUGACAAGGUGAAUAAUUCAACUGACUAUGCUAUGCUGAAAGUAAAGGCAACAGGGAUGGAGGCAGAAAAGUCACAGUAUAUAAAAGCAAAUGAGUCCAUAGUCAAAUGUGAUGAAAAGGAGGAAAGGGUACAUCAAGAUAAUAGAGUUGAGAGAAGAGAAGUAAAUGUAAGCAAGAUGGAUGAAAAAGAGGACAUAGGGCCACUAGAAAUUUCAAGCAAUGAACAAGUGAUGGGACAUGUAACUGAGACAGUGCAGUGCCCUGAUCUUGUCAUUGAUGAUAAUGUACUGGAAAACAUUGGUAAGGAAGAGACUAUAGCAGAGGAAAAUAAAAUGGUGGAAACACCAUUUUUCAAAGAAAGUAAAACAGAAAAUACAGAUAGUGCCACAGCAGAAAGGGAUGCAAAGAUAGGGCUGGAUCAUGACCAGAUCAUAGAGGAACUCACAGCUCACAAGGUUUCAAAGAGCAGCCAAGAGAUGGGUGUGCAGGAAAUAAAGAGUAUGGAAGAAAUGGUUUCCAUUGAACCAUAUAGACAGAAAGAGACGCCUUUCAGAAUUGAAGAAACAGCUAAGAGUGUUCAGGACACAGAGAUUGUAUCUGAAAAUCAAUCCUUUGCAGACAUGAGCAUGCAAGAAGCAACCAUGGUGGAGAACAAAACUGAAGAAAAUCAAGAGCAAGAGAAUACAUCUUUGGGCAAAAUUACAAUUCUGGAGGAAGUGGGAAUACCAGAAGCAGCUUGGAAUACUAAGACUGUAGCGAGUACAUCUGAAAUUAGACCUUCUUUAGCUUGGGGUAUUCAGAAAGUGAUGGCUGGAAAGGAUAACACAGAAGACAAAUGUGAGCAGGGCAUUGAAUCUAAAAAAAAACCUACAGAGCAGGAAUUAGUGAAAACGACAGAAACUGCAGAUAUUGUACAGGUGACAGGGCCUGAAUCAUCAAUAGAAAUAGAAAAGGAGGAAAGGGUACAUCAAGAUAAUAGAGUUGAGAGAAGAGCAGUAAAAGACGAUAAUGCUCUCAAGGCACAGACACAUCUGACUGUGAAAAACAGUGUGUGUGAGAAUAUGAACAAGCAAGAUGACAAUGUUGUCGAGGGAACACACAUAAUUGUUGAUGAUAAAGUUAAUGAAAGUGUGCCAGAGAUAAUAGGGGAGCAGGAAGAAGCUCUACCAAACUGUAACAGCCAAGAGUCUGCCCCUUAUUUCUACAGCACCCCACACAGUGUUAGAUUGACAGGAAUUGAGAAUGAGGCAGACAAGAAGUUAUCAGAAUACAGAUUUGCUAUAUCCUCUCCUGCAACUACUGGAUCACAGAGGAGCGCAGAAAAGAAGAGACUGAGCGUGUGCACAGGGCAGGAGGGGGAGGUAGCAUUCAAUAGCACUGACUCACUUCUGCGAUGGUGUCAAGAGGUGACUUCAGGAUACCGUGGUGUACGUGUUAAUAAUUUCACCACCUCCUGGAGAAAUGGAUUAGCAUUUUGUGCAAUACUUCAUCACUUUCAUCCUGACAGCAUUGACUAUGAAGCUUUGGACCCGUUAAACAUAAAAGAAAACAACAAGAAAGCAUAUGAUAGUUUUGCCGCUCUUGGUAUACCUCCUCUUCUUUCCCCCACCGACAUGCUUCUUUGCCCUGUUCCUGACAAGCUCAUAAUUCUAACAUAUCUCUGUCAGAUCAGAUCACAUUUUAUUAGUUCUGAGCCACGUGCAACCUCUGAACCUGAAAGCAAUAAUGUUCAGAUAAUUGGCUCUGUUUUACAAAAGCAAGAAAUGUCUACCCAUGCACAUGAGGAACAAUCCAUUAAAACCACCAAAACACUGGCCAUUCAAAGCUCCAUCAGUCAGGAUACUGUUUGUCUUGAACAAUAUAAGUCCAAGCCAUCUCAAAAUGAAUAUGAAAUACACACUUCCCCACUUAAGGACGAUAAGGUAAUGAAUAUUAAGCAAGGGGAAAAUAAUUUAUUGAGGUCUUCCCAAGAAGAAAAGAAAAUAUCACUGUAUUCAUCUGAAGAACACAACAAGGUUCAAAAUUCCUCCAUUCAGGCAGAAAAUCCACAGAUGACAGUAACAAAGGAUACAUCAAGAUAUUCCCCUGAGAAAACCAGGAUUCCAUUGUGUCACACUGAAGAAAAGUCACAACAUUCUCCUGGAAAGCAAGAAGUACAGAGCAGUGUAGCAGAAAUGGUGCCGAAAAAUGUUCCAAACAAUAUCGAAGAGGACCCUACCAUUUCCAUGGAAGCCAAAGAAGAAUCUGGAACUAAUGGCACAAUACAGCCUAUUACAUCAAUUUCCCAUAAAAAUGACUUGCCGAAUUCCUCUUCCCAUGGGGUUGUCAUCCCACCCCCUCGUAUUAAGAAAAGACUAAGUGUAAAUGGCGGGGGGUCAGAGGGUCACUCCGAGGAAGGAGAAAAUGCUGCUUCAUCUGCAUCAAUGCCAGUUCCUCCACCUCGAAAAGGAGGUGGUCUAGGUCAUCUUCGUGAUGCAGACCUUGUAAAGAAAAGACGAUCUAUUAUUCGGACUCAAUCUAUUUCUCAAGAUGAGGACACAGAGAACACACAGAAAAGUACUGAUAUGGGUUCCAGGCCGUCCUCUCAAAUUGUAAAUGAGCCAUCUGUUUCCAUUCCCAUACUUUCUUCUUCAGCUGAAGGUCCUCACACGGAGACUCCAGUAAAAGAUGAAGAAACCCUGAGUCUUAAAGACACCAGCCAGUAUGUUGCCUCCGAACUUGCUGCUCUGGAGAACGAGCAGAAAGUGAUUGAUGCACGGGCUGCUAUAGUGGAAAAAGAACUCCGACAGUUCAUGGAAAAGGGUACAGAUAAGAUAGCAGAAGAAGUCCUGAUCCAAGAGUGGUUCUCACUGGUGAACAGGAAAAAUGCCUUGAUCCGUCGGCAGGAUGAGCUACAGUUACUUGCAGAGGAACAGGACCUUGAAAGGCGAUUUGAACUCUUGAGCAGAGACCUAAGAGCACUUCUGUGCAUUGAUGACUGCAUGAAGAGUGAAGCACAAAAGAGACAAGAAAAGCUUCUACUAGAUGAGUUGGUGUCUCUUGUGGACCAACGUGAUGGUCUUGUGAGGGACCUGCAUAUCAAGGAGAGAAGAGCUGUGGAGGAGGAUGAAUACAUAGAGAGAAGCCUAGAGCAAAGAAGAAGGAAGCUGAGCAAAAAGGAGAAGUGCCAAAUUAGCUGAGGGGUAUAACAGCCAAUGUUUAAGGGAGUAGAACAGAAAAGCCUGGCUCCAAAAACAUAUCAUUAAAUGUCAUUCAAAACCAAACACGACCUGUGCCUACAAUAAAAUCCAUAAGAGACUUAUGGUAUAUGGUAGACUUUAUGAAAUAAGUAAAAGUGUUUUGAGGGACAGUGUGUAUCAACAUGGUUUUUUUGCCUCCUCAAUAGCAUUCAACUUCAAAGGGGGGCACUUAGUAAGAAGGGUACCCAAUGCAGAAGCAGAGAGACUUCAUAAACGUAACUUAACCA